Girardinichthys multiradiatus is the source of this 4619-nucleotide messenger RNA. It is a transcript of the gene sack1b, whose product is annotated as family with sequence similarity 83 member B. The record is from RefSeq and is a predicted model, not a curated record. Bases 855 to 3629 code for a protein of 924 amino acids. Gene Ontology annotation, cellular component: membrane; cytoplasm. The transcript is spliced from 7 exons. Lineage: Eukaryota; Metazoa; Chordata; Actinopteri; Cyprinodontiformes; Goodeidae. Gene Ontology annotation, biological process: epidermal growth factor receptor signaling pathway.
AUUGAACUGAACUUUAAGCCGCAGACAAGAGGAAUGUCUGCAUAAACCACCUGCACUGUCAGUUCCCAGGGCAUUUUAUUGGGAGUGGAAAAUGAUAGCCAAAUGUCAUGUGGAGCCGCUGGAGAGUUUUGAAAUGCAAAUCUGCAGACUUCCCCUACGUGAAAAGAAAUGCUCUGGGGCUGAUAACAUAUAGACGGAAACAUCAAGGUUUCUCAGUCCUUCACCAGUAAUCUUUGAUUGAAUCCAAAAACGAAACAAUCAAAGCCACCUCAAGUGACGAGGCCUCAACGUUCUUGGAAUGCAGAUUCCAUAUCAAGAGUCUCUCUGUCACCAGUGUUGACAAGUUAGGACAAAGAACGUCAAACCAGAAUUCACAAAUUGACAUUUUUAUCUUUCAUUUACACACUCCGGUGAGCAAGAACUAAAACAACAAAAAGAAAACAAAGUCAACAAUCACAGAAAUGUUUGCAACUGAGAUAAAUAAUUAGUAGAAACUAUUUUUUUCAUCACUGGUAAUGAUUAGUUCUAGGUUUAUUGAUCUUAUUUCCAGUAGUCUCAGAACAGUGUACACAACUGAAAGAAAUAAUGCUGAAGCAUUCACUAAACCCGUUUAUGUCGUCAUUAUCUGGAUUUUCCUCAGAGUGAACUUUGUUCUUUUAGACAAGAGGAGGAGUGGCUUAAUGUCUCAAAUAAGUUUAUGUCCGCCUGGGAGCCAGUUUCAAGCUGGAGCAUUUGCAUGUUGAAACAGGAAUCCACACCCUCCGACUUCAGACUGCUUAUCAUGUUCAGAUACCUCCUGUCUGUUUCUCCCAGCUGGUUCUCAGAAGCUGUCCCAAACUCUGAACACAAGCUGAAUGGAUAUUGUGGGAUAUUUUACGAGCAAUCAGGAGGAUUUCUACGAAGGUCACUAUCAAAAUGUCCUAAGCAAACAGUCUGGGGAGAUGGACUCUCCAGAGUUUUCCCUGCUGUCAUCACUGAGAGGCGAGUUUAAGCACGAGGAUUUUAUCCAGCCUCAUUAUAAGGAGUCGUAUCGCCUGGCGAUCGAUUGUCUGGUUAAAGAUGGCAGAGACAGUUACCAUGAGUUCCUCAAAGGAGAACGUGUUGGGAGCUUCCUUUCAGAAGAUGAGAUUCUCUUCAUCACCUCUAAUGCAGAACAGCUGCCAUCCCAAAACCAGACAGAAGAAGUCAUAGGCCCAUCAGACAACCAGUCGUCCUCUGGGACGUACUGGCCCACCCACUCAGAUGUGGAAACACCAAAUUUGGAUUUGGGUUGGCCGAACGUCCUGCAUGAAAAACUCCCAACUAAUAUCAGUCUGCUCUACCAUCCACCUAGACUCAACAACCCGACCAUAAAGGAGGUGAUCCGCAAAAAUAUUCAGGAUGCAAGACAGGUCAUUGCUAUUGUGAUGGACAAGUUCACUGAUGUCGAUAUAUUCAAAGAAGCUGUGGAUGCUUCUAUACGAGGUGUACCAGUUUAUGUGCUACUGGAUGAUUACCAUUUCAAAAGUUUCCUCAAGAUGGCUGAUAAUCAAGAUAUUAAAUUACAGCAACUCAGAAACAUGAGGGUGCGCAUCGUAAAAGGCCAGGAUUACCUUUGUCGAUCAGGAGCCAAAUUUCAUGGAUCAAUGGAGCAGAAGUUUCUUUUAGUCGAUUGCCACACAGCAAUUUAUGGCUCAUACAGCUUAACUUGGUCUUUUGAGAAGAUCCAUCUGAGCAUGGUUCAGGUCAUCACGGGGCAGCUUGUGAAGUCCUAUGAUGAGGAAUUUCGGACACUCUACGCCCGGUCAAUUGUACCAGCUGAAUUAGGAACCCCAGUGGGAGGGUCACACAACAACAGGCUUCAUGGGCAAGAGAUGCUACCAAGAUAUGAUUCUGCUCCAAAGAUUAGACGGUGGGACCAGCUCAGGCAUUCCUUGGAUGUCGUCAAUCGGAAAACUUAUGAAAGAAAAUCUGGCACAAGAGGUUUUGAAGACAGGCUCAUUGAAGAGAAUGGUAAAACACUCGGACCCUUGAUGAAGGGACCACAAUUUGAGCCUGAAUCUUUUGAUGAGAUGAAUUUGUUGAAAAGGCACAGCUAUGCUGGGAAAAGACAGGAUGGAUGCCUCCUGCAAAACAUGAGGCCUAGAGGGAGCAACUGGAAUAUCUCCAGAGACGCUGGAAUUUUAUCAAACAACUACUCGAUGGAUAAUUAUGUGCAAGUGCCACAGAUACACAGAGGUCAAAACAUGCGUCAGUCUUACAAUGGCAAUGACAACAAACAGGUGCUCUCCAUGCAGCAGAACAUGCCAACUUUGGAGAGCACUUCAAAGUCGUUUAUGCGCACAUUGAGGAUAGAAUCUUAUCUUAAAAACCAUGAUGCUUCAUCUAUGGACACCUGUGACUAUUUAGACCAGUUUGAAACCAUGGACAAAGCUAGCUCCUUCAUGCAGGGACAUAUGCGUAACUCUAUUGCCCUCAGGUGCCCCAUACCAGAACACAUAGAGCCGAACACACUCAUAAACCCCUCUUUAUACCUUGUUGGUCGCUCAGCUGCACCCAACACUCCUUUGCACUACACUUCAAUGCAGUGGGAGCCUGGUGCUGCAGCGGAGAGCAGAAUUAACUCCAGUGAAUCCAUGUUAAUGAGACAGAGUCCACAGACUUUAGACAACUUUGAUAGUACAGCAAACUACGGCCCAGGUAGAAACCACUCUACAUAUUCCAGCUUAAGUAGAAGUAAACGUGGACAGAUAAUUACAAACCCGAACAUGCUGGCAGACAGUUGGCAAAAAAGGCAUAGCAUGGCUGAUCCACGGUCAAGCACGGAGCACACAUAUGAAACCUCAGGUCACAUGUAUGGACAUUUUGUAAGGACAGAAGGAAACAGAAGCACUGCAGAAAUUCCUGCUCAGAAUGGAGGAUAUAGAUCAAACAUGAAUGAAGAUCAGAGAUCUCUUUCCCACUAUGAUGUGAAGAAUAUCACAGACAAAAAAGGCCCAAGUACUCAUAUUUGGCAUGAACCCCCAUCCAGGACUGUCUCCGCAGCAGCCCUGCACCUCACUAGCAAAGAUUUGGCAAAUAAAUCUAGCAGUAUGAAUUCUCAGCACAUCCCAAAAAAUAGCUCUAAGAAAAUGCAAUCUUUGGUAAACAUACCAGGGAGGAAAGAUUUCAAAAGAACCAUGGAGACACCAAGUCUUACUUCAAGUGACAGUUGUGACACCAUAACAGCUGAUGAUGAUGAAGUUGGAGGAAAACAUCAACAAAGUGCAACCAGUUCUAACAGGUCAUCAUCAGAACACCCUCUAAGGUCCUCAAAGCCACAAUUGAAAACAGAGGAACAUCAAGACCAACCAGCGAACUCUCCCUCCAAAACUACCACAGAGAAGAAGCCCUUAAUUCUCAGAAAAAACAUUAAAUCUGCAGCUGAGAGUCGCGUGUACAGCAGAUUUGAACCGUUUUGCUCCCUUGAAAGGAAAAGCUGUUUGCUGUCGGGCUCCAGGCGCCCACAGUCUCAGGAGAAAUUGAAAAGCCUUUCCAAAGGCGAGGCAGCUGUCCAACCCAGCCACUCUCAGGCAACAAGAGGACACCAGGAAAACAAGCUGGAGAAAUUUUUUCACAGAGUUGGAAAUAUGCUAAAUAAGAAUAAAUAGUGAGGGUUGCUAGGGUGGCAUAUUCAAACUAGGUGUGUCACCUAUUACUGAUUUUUAUGGCAAUGUUUCUUUGUCUAGCAGAGGUGCAUUUACUUUGCAAACUGUUUAUUUUCUACCUUUUGUAUUGCACUGAAGAAUGACCAUUAAACAGGGUAUAUUUUGUACUGAUGCAGAUUACAGAUGGUUCUUACAUGAUAUAAAAAUACUGCCUCUACAUUUCUUUGUUUGCUCUUUACCUCUAAAUUACAUAAAUUGAAAUGCUGUCAAAAUUUUUUCAUUGGUACAUGGUUAUUUCAUAAGGUCACUUAUGUAUCCUUUCUUUUGCUGAACUGCAAGUUUGUAGGCUGUAUAUACCUCACUGAUUUCUUUAAAACUUGUGCCUGCUUGAGUGUUAACAGAUGCUCCUGGUAUAGACAGAACAAAUAUGUACAUAGGGCAUGCAAACUGAUCAUCAGAGAUCUGGACAAAGAUUUCUUACUUGUUCUUUAUGUUCCUCAAAGGUUUCACAACUGCUGGGCAGAGUGUAAUGAUGUAACAAAGUAUGCACAUUGUGUACUAUUCUUAAAAUAUUUUUAUUCUGUUAAUUUUGCACGCAUUUAAUAAAGAAUUAAGGAGCACAUACAUAAAAAUGACCUUUUUCUCCAAAGGCGUCAGUAAUGGGAUUGUUUUGUUCACAGAGUGUUUCACCUUAAUGUGAAAUUUAAAUGACUAUGCAUGUGGAAUAGAGAAUACAACACAAUGACCCUCUGGGAAUACUCAUAGAUUUUAUAGUGACUCUUAGUUCAGCAAUUUGUUUGUGAUAACAUAAAUGAACAUUGAUUGUGUUCAGAGGUAAUGCUCUCUUAAAUGAAUGUAUUGUAGAGGGGUGCAAAGGGAUUGUUGGGUUGUGUGAAAACCUUGCUGUAUAGUAAACAGACUGUAAUCCAGGAAAGUUCCUUUAUGUGUUUUGUAAAGUUUAUUUAUUACUUCAAUAAACAUUUUCCUAAUGAA